Nasonia vitripennis (jewel wasp) is the source of this 1673-nucleotide messenger RNA. It is a transcript of the gene GstD5, whose product is annotated as glutathione S-transferase D5. NCBI's taxonomy places the organism in Eukaryota, Metazoa, Arthropoda, Insecta, Hymenoptera, Pteromalidae. Bases 604 to 1263 code for a protein of 219 amino acids. Gene Ontology annotation, biological process: glutathione metabolic process. The transcript is spliced from 6 exons. The record is from RefSeq and is a predicted model, not a curated record. Gene Ontology annotation, molecular function: glutathione transferase activity.
GGUGUGGGCCAGUUGAGGAGCUGGAAACUUUUAUUUCAUCGGUGAUCGCGAGGUGCGCCGCGCAUGCUCGUACUUGUUGCAGCGCAGAAGAAGCUCGUGUGUGUGUAUACACUGUAUGUUAUGUGCCCGCAUAUUAUACGUGCAUGCGCAGAGUCUAUAGGCGCGACGCGUGGCACUGAACUGUAUUAGAUUCCGCCGCGUUAAAUAUGUGCCGACUCAUCGCGUGAAAUUGCCUCGACGACCGAUGGCGCGCGAUAAGACGUCGAUUUUUCGUCGACGAUUGCGCCGCGGCGGCUCGAUCGGCUGUAAGGGAAUUCCUAUCAAUAUAGUGCCGAUAGCCGCCAUCAUAAAGUGCGUGGAUAGUUACGUCCGUAUGUCUAUAUGAUUUUAUCGUGAUUCUAGCUCGAUCCGCUAAUUGAUAACCUCGAUCUGAGCAGUUGUAAUACGUAUUACGAGCCAUCGCAUUAUCCGACGAACGACAGGUCGAGGCGCCGGAGCUUCUACUCCCGCAAGCUCUGUGUAUACUAUAUACCUACGUGAACUACAAGAGCGGAGGAGAAGCCGAAGAAAAAGAAGAAGAAGAAGAGGCGGAUCGAUCGCGGAAUGACGAUCGACCUGUACUAUUUUCCACCCAGUCCGCCUUGCUCUUCCGUCAGAAUGCUCGCUAAACACCUCGGCGUGCACUUGAAUCUCAAGUCCCUCAACCCGCUCAAGGGAGAGACGAUGAAGGCGUCCUUCAGGAAGAUUAAUCCUCAGCACACGAUCCCGACCAUCGACGAUAAUGGCUUUAUCUUGUGGGAAAGCCGGCCGAUCAUGGCGUAUUUGGUGAUGAAAUACGCCAAGAAUGACUCGCUCUAUCCAAAGGAGCCCGAGAGCCGUGCCCUCGUCGAGCAGCGGCUCUACUUUGAUAUUGGCACUCUCUACCAGAACAUCCUCGGCUACCACGCACCGGUGAUCAUGGGCAAAAUGGAUUCUCCGCCGGAGCAACUGCUGGCACCCAUGGAGAGAGCUUUUGAGGUCCUCGACGGGUAUCUGCAGAACAGUCAGUUCGUCGCAGGCGACGAACUGACCAUAGCCGACUUCGGCAUCGUGGUUUCCGUUAGCUUGGCCAAGGGCUGCGGCUUUGAUAUCGGCAGGUACGACAACGUGGCAGCUUGGCACGAACGCUGCAAAAAGGCCAUGGAUAAGUACGGCUUUGAGGAGAUUAACGAAGCCGGGUCCCGGACUCUGGGCGGCUUUUACAAGGCGAAUUUGAAAGCUUAAUCGUCGCUGUACCGACGAAGAGCGUUUUCUCGGAGAAAAAUGAGCCGAGAGAUCGCCACUUUGUUAGUUAUGGAUGUAUAGUUUGUUAUGAAUAUGGAUCGGGUCCAAUUACUCGUGCAUUAUACUCGUUAUUCACUGCUGUACAAACAAUCGAAUCUCUGAAAUCUAUAGCUGUAUUUAUAUUAUUUUUGUACAAAAAUUGCGCGCAGUGAAUGACGGAUGUACGUCGCAGUAUUUGUGUUUCUAUAGAUAAAUUCUAUAGAUAAAAAAAUCCCACUUUGGUACAUAGAUAACGCAUCUUCCUUUCCUUUUACUCACUUUGUACAUGUCACUUAUAGGUAUAUUAUCCACAUUACAAUCUUUCUGUGAAAAUGCAUUAAAAUUAUUUAAUAAAUGAAUUUAACACGAAA